GGUGAGGUGGAGGCGGGGCCCGGGGCGAGCCAGGAACCAGCUCCAGGCCGGCCGCUGUGACCUGCUGCGCCGUAUCCCGGCAGAGUCGGGGCCAGGUGGGAAAAGACGCUUCCGGAGCUUUGAGGACUGGAAGUUGCUGGAGCCCCUGGAGGGAGCGGCUGGAGCAGAGCCCAAAAUGGCACAGUGGGAGAUGCUGAAGAAUCUUGACAACCCAUUUCUGGACCAGCUGCACCAGCUAUACUCACAAAGCAUCCUGCCAAUGGACGUCCGUCAGCACUUGGCUGCUUGGAUUGAAGACCAGAACUGGAGGGAAGCUGUGCUAGGCAAUGAUAAUUCCAAGGCCAAUCUGCUAUACUUCCACAUCUUGGACCAACUGAACCAGUGUGACCACUACAGCCCAGAUCCUGAUUAUUUUUUACUACAGCAUAACUUGCGAAAAUUCAGCCGGGACAUUCAGACCUUUCCCUGUGGUCCUACCCAGUUGGCUGAGAUGAUCUUUAAUCUUCUUCUGGAAGAAAAAAGAAUUCUGAAUCAGGCCCAAAGGGCUCAAGUGGAGCAAGACAGGCCAACUGUUGAAACAAGGGUGGAGAGCCAACAGUUUGAGAUUGAAUCCCGGAUCCUGGAUUUACAGACUAUGGUGGAGAUGUUGGUGAAGUCUAUCAGGCAACUAAAAGAUCUGCAGGAUGUCUUCAGCUUCAGAUACACGAUUCAAAAGAAGACAUCCUCUUCGGACCCACAUCAGAGCCAACAGCUGCAGCUUGUGCAGAAAACUGCCAAUGACCUGGACAAAAUGAGAAAGGAGGUGCUAGAUACCUCCAAAGCACUAGUAGGCCGAUUAACCACCUUGAUUGACCUGCUGCUGCCAAAGUUGGAUGAGUGGAAAGGGCAGCAGCAGAAAUCCUGUAUUGGAGCCCCACGACCUGACCUCAACCUACAUCAGCUGGAAGAGUGGUUCACGGCUGGAGCAAAACUGUUGUUUCACCUACGGCAGCUGCUAAAACAGCUAAAGGAAAUGGGUCACAUGGUUCAGUAUGAGGGUGACACUUUUGAAAAAGGAGUGGAUCUGCAAAAUGCCCAAGUCACAGAGUUGCUACAACGUCUACUCCAAAGAGCCUUUGUGGUGGAAACUCAGCCCUGCAUGCCCCAAACUGUCGGUCGCCCCCUUAUCCUGAAAACUGGAAGCAAGUUCACUGUUCGAACAAGGCUGCUAGUACGACUCCAGGAAGGCAAUGUGUCACUCACAGCAGAAGUCUUCAUCGACAGGAAUUCUCAGUUACAAGGCUUCCGGAAAUUCAACAUUCUGACCUCCAACCAAAAAACCUUGACCCCUGAGAAGGGGCAGAGACAAGGCUUAAUUUGGGACUUUGGCUUCUUGACGCUGUUGGAGCAACGUUCAGUUGGUACAGGAAAGGGUACCAAUAAGGGGCCGCUGGCUGUGACAGAGGAGUUACACAUCAUCAGCUUCACAGUCCAGUACACAUACCAGGGUCUGAAGAUGGAGCUGCAAACGGACACUCUUCCUGUGGUGAUUAUUUCUAACAUGAGUCAACUCUCCAUUGCCUGGGCCUCAGUUCUCUGGUUCAAUAUGCUCAGCCCAACCCCCCAGAACCGGCAGUUCUUCUGCAAACCUCCCAAGGCCCCUUGGAGCUUGCUGGGGCCUGUUCUCAGCUGGCAGUUCUCCUCCUCUAUUGGCCGAGGCCUCAAUUCAGAGCAGCUGGGCAUGCUGAGGAACAAGCUGUUUGGAAAGAACUGCAAGAUGGAGGAUGCAUUGUUGUCCUGGUCGGACUUUAGUAAGCGAGAAAGCCCCCCUGGCAAGAUUCCAUUCUGGACAUGGUUGGACAAAAUCCUGGAGCUGGUACAUGACCACCUGAAGGAUCUCUGGAAUGAUGGUCGCAUCAUGGGCUUUGUGAGCCGGACCCAGGAGCGUCGACUGCUGAAGAAGACCGUCUCUGGCACCUUUCUGUUGCGCUUCAGUGAAACUUCUGAAGGGGGCAUUACCUGCUCCUGGGUGGAGCACCAGGAGGAUGAUAAGGUGCUCAUCUACUCCGUGCAGCCCUACACCAAGGAGGUACUGCAGUCUCUUCCCCUGACUGAAAUCAUCCGCCACUACCAGGUUCUUGCUGAAGAGAACAUCCCCGAGAACCCGCUACGUUUCCUCUACCCCCGAAUCCCUCGGGAUGAGGCUUUUGGCUUCUACUACCAAGAAAAAGUCAACCUUGAAGAACGGAGGAAAUACCUGAAACACCGGCUCAUUGUGGUCUCUACCAGACAGGUGGAUGAGCUGCAGCAACCACCAGAGCUUAAACUGGAGCCAGAACUGGAGUCUUUAGAGCUGGAUCCAGGGUUGGUGUCAGUGACAGAGUUAGGACAAGACCUGGAGUUAGAGUCACUGCUGAAAGCAGGACUGGAUCUGAAUCUAGAGCCCUCACUAUGCAUGGCCCCACAAAGAAUGCUGGGGCCAGACCUGAGACCUGCACUGCAGCCAUUGCAAGAGCCAGAUUUGCCCCAUGAUCUGCAGCAGUUGAACACCAUGGAAAUGGAAAUCUUCAGAAACAACAUAAAGAUUGAAGAUAUCAUGCCCCAUGGUGACCCACUGUUGGCUGGCCAGAGCAUCAUGGAUGAGGCUUACAUUUCCUGUCGUAGCCAUUUUGAUGUGGAUGGACCAUUGAUUCCUUCUGAUGACUAGGAAUUAUAUCUCCUCUGUUAUUUCUGUAUCUUUUGCCUCUCCUACCAUCAAUAUCAGGUUAGUGCCUUCCAAGGAUGGAAAAUCAGGCAUUCUAAGCUGAGUUAACCAUAAACUUUGGAAUGAGAGGUAAAAGUUUAACAUGGUAUUGAAGGGGCACCAAAGAAUCAGAACAGAUGGUGGCACAUGCCUUUAGUUACAGCACUCAGGAGGCAGAGGCAGGCAGAUCUCCAUGAGAUCAAGGCCAGCCUGGUGUACAUAGUGAGUUCCAGAACAGCUGGGGCUACAGGAAGACCC
Molecule: messenger RNA, 2980 nt
Organism: Nannospalax galili (Upper Galilee mountains blind mole rat)
Lineage: Eukaryota; Metazoa; Chordata; Mammalia; Rodentia; Spalacidae
Gene: Stat2
Product: signal transducer and activator of transcription 2
Exons: 24
Coding region: 176-2686 (836 amino acids)
Biological process (GO): cell surface receptor signaling pathway via JAK-STAT; defense response; response to peptide hormone
Molecular function (GO): DNA-binding transcription factor activity, RNA polymerase II-specific; RNA polymerase II cis-regulatory region sequence-specific DNA binding
Source: RefSeq, a predicted model, not a curated record